Molecule: messenger RNA, 750 nt
Organism: Saxophila tyrrhenica
Lineage: Eukaryota; Fungi; Ascomycota; Dothideomycetes; Mycosphaerellales; Extremaceae
Gene: DCG1
Product: dal80p-controlled protein
Exons: 2
Coding region: 1-750 (249 amino acids)
Source: RefSeq, a predicted model, not a curated record
AUGGCACAAAACGACAAAGCCACCUGCUCACUCCUGAUCAUUCAGCCGAACACCACUGUCUCAAUGACAGAAGGCCUCAAACCCCUGGUCAACAGCCUGAGCUUUGAUACAACCAUGUACACCUACUUCACCGCCCCCUCCGGCGUCCCAAGUAUCAACAACGAAGACGAUGCCGCCGUCUCCGCCAAAGCCUGUCUCCCAGCUCUCAAGGAGAAGCUAAACGACUACGACGGCUUUCUGGUGUGCUGCUACUCCCAGCACCCGCUGGUGGGUCAGCUACGCAGCGAGAUCGCCAAACUUGGAUUCCACGGAAAAGCAGUAACGGGCAUCUUCGAAGCCUCAGUAGCGACAUGUCUCCAGUCCACCGAUCUCAAGGCCAAGUUCGGAAUCGUCUCGACCGGCGCGCAAUGGACUGAGAUUCUCGGUCAUGCUGUGUCAGAGUUGUUGGGAGUGGCAGGAAGUACGAGGUAUGCGGGCACGGAGACGACAGGGCUGAAUGCUGAUGAGCUGCACUCGACGCCGAAGGCGGAAGUAGAUAGGCGAAUGAAGGAGGCUACGAAGCGAUUGGUGGGCAAGGGCGAUGUCCAGGCGAUCUGUCUGGGCUGCGCGGGAAUGGCUGGCAUGGAUGAGGUAGUGAGGGAGGGGUGUCUUGAGGCUUUGGGAGAGGAAAAAGGAAGGAGGGUCAAGAUUGUAGAUGGUGUUGUGAGUGGUGUUGUCUUCCUUGAGGGUGCGUUGAGGUCAGGAUUGUGA